Molecule: messenger RNA, 3180 nt
Organism: Aspergillus chevalieri
Lineage: Eukaryota; Fungi; Ascomycota; Eurotiomycetes; Eurotiales; Aspergillaceae
Gene: VAS1
Product: valine--tRNA ligase
Exons: 3
Coding region: 1-3180 (1059 amino acids)
Biological process (GO): valyl-tRNA aminoacylation
Cellular component (GO): cytosol
Molecular function (GO): aminoacyl-tRNA deacylase activity; ATP binding; valine-tRNA ligase activity
Source: RefSeq, a predicted model, not a curated record
AUGUCUGCCCCCAAUCCAGUUGGUGAGCCACCGGCUCCCAUGAAGGACCCCGCACCUCAAGCCGAAGAACAGACCAGAAACCAGAACCUCAGCGAUGCGACAAAGGACCCCCAGGCCGCACAGGAUGCCGCCGCAGCUCCGAAGGUGAAGAGCGAGAAGGAGUUGGAACGUGAGCGCAAGAAGGCCGAAAAGGCGAAGAAAUUCGCAGAGAAGCAGGCCAAGGCUGCCUCCGCCAAACCCGCUGCCCCCAAGGCUGAGAAGAAGGCUCCGAAGCCCGAGAAGGACAAGACUACCGAUGCCUACGAUCCCCGUGCUAUCGAGUCCGGCCGGUAUGAGUGGUGGGAGAGCCGUGAUCUUUUCAAGCCCGAGUUCGGCGCCGACGGCGGAGUCCUGCCGGCGGGUAACUUCGUCAUUCCUAUUCCUCCUCCCAACGUUACCGGCUCCCUACACAUGGGCCAUGCCCUCACAAACGCCUUGCAAGAUACUAUGAUCCGUUGGCAGCGGAUGAAGGGUAAGACGACGCUGUGGCUGCCGGGUAUGGACCACGCCGGUAUUUCGACCCAGAGUGUUGUUGAGAAGAUGUUGUGGAAGAAGGAACAGAAGACCCGUCACGACCUGGGCCGUGAGGAGUUUACGAAGCGCGUCUGGGACUGGAAGCACGAGUACCACGCGAACAUCAAGAAUGCUCUGCGCAGAGUCGGUGGUUCCUUCGACUGGAGCCGUGAGGCUUUCACCAUGGACGAGAAUCUGUCCGCAGCUGUCACCGAGACCUUCGUCCGCCUUCACGAAGAGGGUAUCAUCUACCGUGCCAACCGUCUGGUCAACUGGUGUGUUGCUUUGAACACCUCUCUGUCCAACCUGGAAGUCGAGAACAAGGAGGUCGAGGGCCGUACGCUCCUUGAUGUCCCCGGCUACGAGAGAAAAGUCGAGUUCGGUGUCUUGACUCACUUCUGCUACGAAAUUGAUGGCACCAAGGAGAGAAUUGAGAUCGCUACCACUCGUCCUGAGACCAUGAUCGGUGACACUGGUAUUGCUGUCCACCCUACCGACAAGCGCUACCAGCACUUGAUUGGCAAGCACGCCCGUCACCCCUUCGUCGACCGUCUCCUUCCCAUUGUUGCCGACGAGGAAGUUGACCCCGAGUUCGGUACUGGUGCCGUGAAAAUCACCCCCGCCCACGACUUCAACGAUUUCAACCGCGGGAAGGCCCACAACCUUAAAUUCAUCUCCGUCAUGAACGACGACGGUACCUACAAUAAUAAGGCCGGCAUCUUCGCUGGUAUGAAACGGUUCGACGCCCGUUACAAGGUCAUCGACCUCCUGAAGGAGCAGGGCUUGUACGUCAAGUGGGAGCACAAUCCCAUGAAGAUUCCCCGUUGUGCCAAGUCGAACGAUGUCAUCGAGCCUAUCCUGAAGCCGCAGUGGUGGAUGAAGAUGCAGAGCCUCGCAGAGCCGGCCAUCAAGGCCGUUGAGGAUGGCGACAUUGUCAUCCGCCCCGAAACUGCUGAGAAGAGCUACUUCCGCUGGAUGAGAAACAUCAACGACUGGUGUCUGUCGCGGCAACUUUGGUGGGGUCACCAGGCUCCGGCUUACCUUGUCCAGAUUGAGGGCCAGGAUGUUGAUGACAGCGAUGGUGAUUACUGGGUUACUGGCCGCUCUGAGGAGGAGGCUAAGCAGAAGGCCGCUGCCAAGUUCCCCGGAAAGAAGUUUACCCUUGCUCGCGAUCCUGACGUCCUUGACACCUGGUUCUCAUCUGGCUUGUGGCCUUUCUCUACCCUUGGCUGGCCUAAGCAGACUCACGACUUGGAGACCCUGUACCCCACCUCCGUUCUGGAGACCGGUUGGGAUAUCCUCUUCUUCUGGGUUGCCAGAAUGAUCAUGCUUGGUAUCAAGAUGACUGGCAAGGUUCCCUUCAAGGAGGUGUACUGCCACUCCCUGAUCAGAGAUUCGGAGGGCCGUAAGAUGUCCAAGUCUCUUGGUAACGUCGUUGACCCUCUUGAUGUUAUGGAGGGUAUCCAGCUCGAGAAGCUCCACGCCAAGCUUCUCACUGGUAACCUUGCCGAUAAGGAGGUUGCCACUGCCACCAAGUACCAGAAGAAGGCAUUCCCCAAGGGUAUUCCUGAAUGUGGUGCUGAUGCUCUGCGUUUUGCUCUCGUUGCUUACACCACUGGUGGUGGUGACAUUGCGUUCGACAUUCAGGUCAUCCACGGAUACCGUCGUUUCUGUAACAAAAUCUAUCAGGCCACCAAGUACGUGCUUGGCAAGCUGGGCGAGGACUUCAGACCUCAGGCUACUGUCGCAAAGACUGGCAGGGAAUCUCUCGCAGAGCGCUGGAUCUUGCACAAGUUCAACACCGCCGCCAAGGAGGUCGACCAGGCUCUCGAGCAGCGUGAGUUCAACGUCGCCGCCACCACCGCUUACCAGUACUGGUACAGCCAGCUGUGCGACGUCUUCAUCGAAAACUCCAAGUCCCUUUUGGCUCCUGAACUUCCCGCCGAGGUGCAGCAGUCGGCCAAGGAGACCCUCUACACCGCUCUCGAGGGUGCCCUGACCAUGAUCCACCCCAUCAUGCCCUUCGUCACCGAGAACCUCUGGCAGCGUCUCCCCCGCCGCCCCGGCGACCACACCAUCUCGAUUAUGAAGGCCCGCUUCCCCGAGUACAGACCCGAGUUCGACGACCCGGCCGCCGCCGCCGCCUACGAGCUCAUCCUGAACACCUCCAAGGCCAUCCGCUCCAUUCUCGCCCAGUACGAAGUCAAGACCAAGGGCGACAUCAUUGUCCAGACCUACGAUGCCACCAGCUACAAGACAAUCUCUGACGAACUCGCCAUUGUCAAGUCCCUUGGUGGUAAGAACCUAGGUGAACUGAGCGUCCGCGGUCCCGAGGACACCACUCGUCCCAGCGGCUGCGUUGUCUCUGCCGUUGGUGCUGAGGCUGCCGUCUACCUCCGUGUCUCCAAGGAGGUUGCUCUCGAGCAGGAGGAGAAGGCUAAGGCUAGCCUGGAGAAGUCGCGUGAUGCUGUGCGCCGCCAGCAGACCCUUGUCAACGGUGCUGGGUGGAAGGAGAAGGCGAAGCCUGAGGUGCGGGAGGCUGAGGAGAAGAAGCUGAAGGAUGCAGAGAGUGAGUCUGCGCGGUUGGAGGAGCAGAUUAAGGAGUUUGAGAGAUUGCGCUUGGAAUAG